AUGGCGAUUUUCAGAAGCAAGUCUAAAGGCCUCUCGGGCCCCCCCACCAACAUCAACCAGAUCGACGUCAAGAUGGGGCUGGGCGAUAAGAUCCGCAACGAAAACGUCCACGACCCCAUUUUGUCGGCGGUGAACGAGGCGCAACCGUUCGAGCAGGCAGCUUUCAACGCGCGGGCCAACCAGGAGGACCCUGAAGGCGCCGCCGCCAGACGCCCGUCGUACCUCUCGCAGGCGUCGAACGAGCUCAAGGAUAUCUUUGGCAACCCCAUUCAGCAGAAAGAUAUGAGCAACCCGACGCGGUCGCGUAACGAGCGGCCCUUGGACACUAUCCGGGGGUUUGAGUACGCCAUCACCGGUGAUCUCAGCUACCGCGACCAGUUGGAGACCCACCGUCUCGGCUGGGGGUUCCACGAAGACUUCCACCACCAGAACUUGAGCGAGCUGGCCCAGGCGCCGGCCCCGCUGGACUUCGCUCGCCCUGGCGCCGCGUUCGCCCAGCCGAUUUACCAGACCGAGAACUACUCGGCGCUGAGCUUGAAGAACGAUGGCGUGGUGGCGUGUCCCUUCAACGUGUUCCCGCCUAUGAACGACGAUAUCAACUUGGAGUCUCAGCCGCGGCAGGUCUCGUUCAAUGUCUCCGACCACUACCAGGUGCUCGAAAUCGUCGGCGAAGGUGCCUACGGCAUCGUGUGUUCGGCGAUCCACUUGCCGCUGAACCAAAAGGUCGCCAUCAAGAAGAUCGAGCCCUUCGAGCGCCUGAUGUUGUGUUUGAGAACAUUACGCGAGCUCAAAUUGUUGAAACACUUUAACCACGAAAACAUUAUCUCCAUCUUGGCCAUCCAGCGCCCGGUGCUGUACGAGGCGUUUAAUGAGAUCUACCUCAUCCAGGAAUUGAUGGAAACCGACUUGCACCGGGUGAUCCGUACUCAGCGGCUCACUGACGACCACAUCCAAUACUUCAUCUACCAGACGUUGCGAGCGUUAAAGGCGAUGCACUCCGCCAACGUGUUGCACCGAGACCUUAAACCGUCAAACCUAUUACUAAAUCUGAAUUGCGACCUCAAAGUGUGCGAUUUCGGCUUGGCCCGGAGCAUCGCCCUGCUGGAGGAUAACUUCGGCUUCAUGACCGAGUACGUCGCCACCCGGUGGUACCGGGCCCCGGAAAUCAUGUUGACAUUCCAGGAAUAUACCACCGCCAUCGACGUGUGGUCCGUCGGGUGUAUAUUAGCGGAAAUGUUAUCGGGACGGCCGCUUUUCCCUGGUAGAGACUACCAUAACCAAUUAUGGUUGAUCUUGGAAAAGCUAGGCACCCCGAAUAUGGAAGACUACUACAAUAUCAAGCUGAAGCGGGCGCGAGAAUACAUACGCUCGUUACCUUUCUUUAAGAAAGUACCCUUCCAGCUGUUAUUCCCCAACGCCGACGAAAUCAACCCGUUGGCCAUCGACUUAUUGGAGAAGUUGCUCAUUUUCAACCCCGCCAAGCGGAUCACCGUCGACGACGCAUUGAAACACCCUUACCUCAAACUAUAUCACGACCCCGACGAUGAGCCCGUGAGCGAGCCCAUCCCCGACAAUUUCUUUGACUUCGACAAGAAAAAGGACGAGUUGGAUAUCAAAGACUUGAAGCGAUUGUUGUACGACGAAAUCAUGAUGCCUUUGUAA
Molecule: messenger RNA, 1662 nt
Organism: Diutina rugosa
Lineage: Eukaryota; Fungi; Ascomycota; Pichiomycetes; Serinales; Debaryomycetaceae
Exons: 2
Coding region: 1-1662 (553 amino acids)
Biological process (GO): protein phosphorylation; intracellular signal transduction
Cellular component (GO): nucleus; cytoplasm
Molecular function (GO): MAP kinase activity; ATP binding
Source: RefSeq, a predicted model, not a curated record